Messenger RNA from Pyrenophora tritici-repentis Pt-1C-BFP, 768 nucleotides. Its product is annotated as DUF1421 multi-domain protein. NCBI's taxonomy places the organism in Eukaryota, Fungi, Ascomycota, Dothideomycetes, Pleosporales, Pleosporaceae. The record is from RefSeq and is a predicted model, not a curated record.
AUGGCACCAGGUAUCCUAUGGGUAUCCUCGCGGAUUGUGAAUAAAGACAAAUUGGACGUUGAGAAGUUUUGUGAGUGGUACGAGAAUACACACAUCCAAGAAGUCCUCAUCCUCCCUGGUUUCCCCUCCGCCCUGAGGUAUGAAGCCGUUACCCCCGUUCCCAGGGGCAUGCAGUAUGGGAAGGAGGCGCCUUGGUUGACAACCUACGCCAUGCCAGACGUCGACUACCGCCUCAGCCAAGCUUUCAAAGACCUCUCUGGCGGAAACCCCCCCAGCGCUGAAUUAAUCGAAGCCGUUUACAAACAUACUCGUUUCGACACUAGGUUCUAUGAGGAACGUGGUAGCUUCCCUGCCUCCAGUACCUCCCCCGCCACUGCCCCAUCCCCCACCUCCUCGUCUUCUCCUACCCCCUCGUCUUCUUCGUCGUCAUCCACGCCCCCAAAAUUCCUCAUCGCCGCUACCUUCCACGCCCCGAAGGACUGUACUACAGAGUUCCCAAAACAAUUCCGCGCAAAGCUCCUACCGCAGUUGGAAGAGACACCAGGGUUUGUGAGGGCGAAGACGUACGAGGUUGCUACCGCGUUGGUGCUGGAUCGUUGGAAUUGGGCGGCUGCCGAGGGCGUACCGGGGUGGUUGGUUAUGGCUGAGUUUGAGGGGGGUGAGGCGCCUGCUGUGGAGGGCUUCUUAGGAGAGGGAGGGGUGGAAGUGGGUGUUUAUAAGGUGGGCAGGAUUUAUUCGGAGGAGGAGUGGGGGUGUGUUGGGGAGUAA